AUGAGUACCCACCGAGCGCACAGCACAGCGUACAGAUAUCGUGAUUCCAAAGAUAUUAAUGCACCACCGCCCAAUCUCAAGAUCAUGUCCAAUAGCGAGCGUGGAAAGUACUACCGACGCAGACGAAAGUACUACGGCGCACGUCUUACAAAGGAUGUUGCUGAGUUACGCAAUGAGAUCGCAGCUUUGACAUUUUCGCGUCAAGUGCAACGUGAGCUGACGCUUUCAAUACAACGCACGCCAUCGGGUGCUGCAGCUCGGAUUGUGAGCGAGUAUUGUUCGUUGUUUUGCCAUGGUACACCUGUGCGUCUGGCUAUAGAUGAGCAAAAUGCAUCGGCGGCACUCGUUGCGCAAGCAACAAAUGCCCAACGAGGAUUUUUGACUGCGGUUGCUGCCGAGAAUUCGUUAAGUGUAUCCCAAGUGACUGAUCCGCCUGUUGUGACGACAGAAAAUUGCUUUGAUGAAGAACACCUCGAUGUAUCCAUCACAGCUGAAUUGCGCGUGCGUUUCUCGCGCCGCACAGUGGAGGAGAUAUUUCCUCAUGUAUUGGGCGAUGAGGCAUUAACGCAGGCUCUUAUUGGCCUGGAAGUCGCUUACCCAUGUGUUAAUCGAUUUCGCUUUGAUAACAUUAAUGAAUCUAGAAUUAGUGCCUUAAUUACAAAAGAUCAUUUGAUUGGUGAUGAAAGCGACGGGAGACAACUUGCUGUUAUGGAGAUUCUGGAAAAGGAAAAGCUACCAACCUUGCGUGACUGUAGCAGCAAGGAGCCUUUAUUGCCACAUAGCUGGUCGAUAAAGAAGCGUCCUCGGGAAGAUGAUUGGGUUACCAUUGUAAGUGAUGAUGAAUUGUCGUUCGAGCCGUCCAUACAGAAACUGCCGGACCGCCUUAAUUUGGCUUAUAUCUUAUGCGAGUAA
Plasmopara halstedii is the source of this 912-nucleotide messenger RNA. RefSeq lists its product as uncharacterized. The transcript is spliced from 3 exons. The record is from RefSeq and is a predicted model, not a curated record. The coding region runs from base 1 to 912 and encodes 303 amino acids. Lineage: Eukaryota; Oomycota; Peronosporomycetes; Peronosporales; Peronosporaceae.